AGCAGUUUGAAUUUAAUAUUUGGAUUCCAAAUCCAAAGCUCAUGGGUCUAUUCUACUGUUCACAGUCUCUCACACACACACUCUCUCUAUCUAAGCUUCUUUUUUGACUUAAGACCAAAAUGAAUAACCCCAAACCCCAAACUCACAAACAUAAACCCAUAAAAAUCUCUCUUGGCACACAGAAAAGUAAAACACACAAGUUUUCACCACAAACACUUGUCUCUCUGCUAACGUGCGCGCAUCCUCGCCGGUUCUUGACUAAUAUGGGCGCCUUCCGUCGCCGCCGUCGUCGCUUUCUUUUAGCUGCACUCGCCGCAUUUGCUCUCCUCCACCUCUUCUCAGUCUCCGCCGAUGGUGGAUGGAUUGGUCGUCAGAGACCCGGGUCUGGAUUACCGGGUGGGUUCAUGGGGGAUAAUAAGCGGUUUGGAGGUCCGGGUUCAUCACCACCGACGUGUAGAGCGAAGUGUAAGGGAUGUCAGCCGUGUAAACCGGUUCACGUACCGAUUCAACCCGGUUUGAGCAUGCCUUUGGAGUAUUACCCUGAAGCUUGGCGGUGCAAGUGUGGCAGCAAGCUUUUCAUGCCCUAAUUAAGUUUGAUCAAUUAGUAUUAAACAAUUCAGAAGGAGGAAACAAGAAAAAAAAAACAUCCUUUUAAUUCUUUUUUUUUUAUUUUUGUUUAGUUCCUCAUUUCUUGUGCUUGUCUGAUUAAUUAUGUAAUGAAAAACUAUAUGUUAAUAUUUUUUUUAAAAAAAAAUUGGUCAUGUGGA
Messenger RNA from Camelina sativa (false flax), 767 nucleotides. The record is from RefSeq and is a predicted model, not a curated record. Lineage: Eukaryota; Viridiplantae; Streptophyta; Magnoliopsida; Brassicales; Brassicaceae.